Molecule: messenger RNA, 1262 nt
Organism: Zophobas morio
Lineage: Eukaryota; Metazoa; Arthropoda; Insecta; Coleoptera; Tenebrionidae
Exons: 12
Coding region: 405-1262 (285 amino acids)
Source: RefSeq, a predicted model, not a curated record
GUUUUUAAUCAGUAUUUUUUUAUUACACUUUUGGUAAAGAUGUCGAGUUUGAAAACCACGUAUGCACUAUUAAUAACGCUUUGGCUGAAGUGGAAAGUUUUGCAGGCGACCAUAAAAGCGAAUUUAACGGAUCACAAGUUGGUCAAAUUCCAAAUUGCAUCAUCAAUGAAGCGAACAGCUUUUUACAAAUAUAUUACAAAAAUGUUGCCUUCGAAGGCAUUUUAAAAAAAUUUGAAUUUCCUGAAUCUGUUUAUUCCCUUCUCAUCUCUUUAAUUGGAAUUACAAAUUUUCCUUUACAAAUUUUAGAGUGCAUUCCCGUAGGCGCUUUUUGGAAGAAAACCUUUCUAAAAGGGGAGUGGAAUGCUGAUUUGGUAGUGACGGUAAGCAAUUUCUGCCCAGAUUCAAUGAAACUUCUUUGUGAUCGGGCGAUCGAGAUUCUUUCUAGAGACGAAAAAAUCCAUAAUCGAUUUUACGUUGCACACUGUACUUCCCUUUGCAGUAAGCUUGUUGAUAGAAACAAUAAAACGACCUGCACCCUUUAUUUCGGGUCGCAUCCUUUUUUUUUAACUUCUGCUGUUUCUGAAAAUGAGAAGAUGACUCUUUUCUCUGUUCAGAAGCAACUCGCUGGAAAAACGCGUUGGUUUUUCCACGCUUGCGAGGUGUUAGAAAAAAGAUUGAACGCUGCGGAGCAAAAUGACAAGAUCUUGUUUCUGAAGCUCAUUUGUCUUCUUCGUGACUACCGACGUCGCACAGCCGUGUGGGCGAACUUUGAUGACUUUGAGCUUGAAAUUUUAGCGCUGCAGGCCCUUAUAGAGUCUCCCCCGCACUCCACGUUGCACACUGCUCUCUGCACUAGCUUCUCUUUUCUAGCGCGCGGCCUGCUUCUUCAUGGCGGGCCUCGCUUUUACUACGAUACGAGCUUGUGGGAGACUUACGAUUCCCACGAAUUCGACUUUGCGAGGCGCAUUCGUGCUGAGCCCGCUCUUGCUGAAACUGCUGAAGAUUUUAUAGCGGAGUUAUUAUCUACCAACAGAUUUGAAGAUCGAAACCUAAAGGAGCGCCAAUUAGAAGCGGUUUUUCAUGUCAAUUCAGAAAUUGGUGGGAUCUUUAGUGGAACAGGCGUGCUUGGGCAGCACUUUCAAGAUUCUGAAAGAGAAAGCGUGACGGCAGCGGCUCAAAACUGUUUAAGAUUUUUGUUGAUUGGCCAAUGCGAGGCAUUCACGGAGGAUAAUUUUUUUAAAGAGAUGUCUAUAAAGCAGUGA